AUGCAAGACGCUGCAGCUGCUGGUCCUCCAACCGCCGACCAAAGCCCUCCUGUCGCCUACAUCCAGUGUGUCAGCUGUACUAGCGACGUCCCAGACAGCGACGCAUACAAGGCCCACUGCGAACAUGACUAUUGCGACGGCUGCCUCGAUCAAGUCUUCAAUCAAGCUCUCAUCGAUGAGCGAUUCUACCCUCCCCGAUGCUGCCAGCAAGACAUUCCGUACGAAGAUGUUCGCGACUUCCUCAGCGAGCGCACAGCUCAAAAUUUCGCCGCGAAGAAACCAGAGCUUGAUGAUCCAAAGCGCAUCUACUGUCACGUCCAGACUUGUUCGGCCUACAUUCCGCAAGACGCACGCGCAAACGACGUUGGUCGCUGCCCGACUUGCCCUGCCAGCACCUGUCUCGAUUGCAAGGGUACGGCGCAUGAUGGAGAUUGUCCAGAAAAUGAGGCCACUAAGCUUGUCGAGGAGCUCGCUGCAAGGGAAAGCUGGCGUCGGUGUCCCUCUUGUCGCCGCAUGGUAGAGCUCAGAACCGGCUGCAACCACAUGACAUGCCUCUGCAAGACGGAAUUCUGUUACAUCUGUGGCUCUAGCCCAUGGAUGAUUCCUGAUCCAUUGCGACCGGGCCAGCAGAAGCGCUCAUGCAACUGCGACCAGUUCGACGAGCACCGCAUUCUGGAGCGCGCCGAAGAGAUCGUGCAACGUGAGGGGGGUGGCAAUGUCAGGGCAAUGGCUGAGCAUGUGCGCGAGCAUCACGAUUGCGAAGGUUUACAUAACUGGGGCCGCGUCGAUGGUGGAUUCCACUGCGACGGCUGCAACGAGCAGGUACCUCGGUUCAUCAUGCGCUGCAGGGAAUGUCGCAUGCAGCGGUGCUAUCGAUGCACGAGGAACCUUUGA
This is a messenger RNA of Pseudocercospora fijiensis CIRAD86, 894 nucleotides long. RefSeq lists its product as uncharacterized. Gene Ontology annotation, molecular function: zinc ion binding; ubiquitin conjugating enzyme binding; ubiquitin protein ligase activity. Lineage: Eukaryota; Fungi; Ascomycota; Dothideomycetes; Mycosphaerellales; Mycosphaerellaceae. The transcript has 2 exons. The coding region runs from base 1 to 894 and encodes 297 amino acids. Gene Ontology annotation, biological process: protein polyubiquitination; ubiquitin-dependent protein catabolic process; positive regulation of proteasomal ubiquitin-dependent protein catabolic process. The record is from RefSeq and is a predicted model, not a curated record. Gene Ontology annotation, cellular component: ubiquitin ligase complex; cytoplasm.